Molecule: messenger RNA, 786 nt
Organism: Aphis gossypii (cotton aphid)
Lineage: Eukaryota; Metazoa; Arthropoda; Insecta; Hemiptera; Aphididae
Exons: 3
Source: RefSeq, a predicted model, not a curated record
AUGGCUAAUAAUCUGAUCGAUUGUAACACAUUCUUUAUUGAUAGCAAUGUUUAUUUACAUAUUGGCUUAGAUCCGGAACUUUUGUUUAAUUGUGUUGUUUGUAUUACAAGUAACUCUCAGUGCGUGAAAAUGAGUGUUGAAUUGUUUCAAUCCAUAAAUACACUGCUUAACAACGUAAACUUUAGACUUCCAUCGCACUUACUGUUAAAGGAGUUUAAAUUGAUGUCAAUAGAGUGUGGCAGACCGUCGUGGUUGCAGCAUUUGGCGUCCGUGUGUGCGGUGACGGCGGAUGAUUGGUGGUGGGCGGUGUUGGCCUGGUGGUGUUUGGCCUUGGGGCCGGCGCUGGUGGCUGCAUCUGCUGUCUUUCUAUGCUUGCAGCAAGACCAGAAUGUGCAGUUGACUAAGGAGAAUGUUAAAAAGAUUUUACAAUUGAGCGAUGCCAUGGAAGAAGUUAUUCAGAUGAAAAAUAUGUAUGUUCGGUCCGCUUCAUUGUUUCAGGCCUGUAAGAUUUCAAUAUUUCUGGGGAAAGAAAUGUCGUUACCCAAAGAUACAAAAAUAAGCGAUGUUGAGGAUUAUCUGGAGCACAUUGAGGUCAAGAAAUUGAAAGAACGUAUUUCAGUCCAAGGUACUUGCUUAAUAGCAGAUUUAAAGAUUAAAGCACUCAAACAAUUGGCAAGGGGCUGGUUAUCUUCUUCACCCGAAACUGAGGCUGAAGUCAACAGACCGAGGACAAGAGCAUUUGUAGCGCGUGAAAGGGCAAAUGCAAGCCGUAGAUUAUUAUUUGAA